AAUAAUAAAUAAUAAUAAAAAAUUAAGAUGCCAUUGGCUAUGGGGCAUGUCAUCUUCUAUUUACCAGAAAGUAAAAAGAUAUGAUGAAAGCCAAAUAAAAAUAAAACAUGAAUAAUUAAAAUUCUAGUAUGGUUGAUACCAUGAAAGAAGGAGAUAAACAAUCUGCAGUGCUUGAAGCAUAGAACUUUUCAACAAACUUUUUCUCUUUCCUACAAAUUCCAUAGCUUGACCUCACAUUCAGAUUCAAAUAUUGAAUGGAUGGCCUCCCUCGCUCCAUGCCUAUUAAUUACCAAAUUCCCUUUCCUGCCAAAACAACAAUUUAGGGUUUUCCCAACCCUAGGGUUUACUUUUUCCAUUCCAUCCCAAAUCCCAAUUAAUUCCUCGCACCAUCUCCAAUCCCAAAAAAGUGAACGCUGAUGACGGGGAAAGCGAAGCCGAAGAAGCACACAGCCAGGGAGAUCGCGGCGAAGGCGGACGCCGCCACCACCAACCGCGGCGGCGGGAAGGCCGGCCUGGCGGAUCGGUCCGGCGUGGAGAAAGGGGGCCACGCGAAGUACGAGUGCCCUCACUGCAAAGUAACCGCACCCGAUGUUAAAUCCAUGCAGAUUCACCACGACGCGCGUCACCCCAAAAUCCCGUUCGAAGAGGACAAGGUCGUCAACCUUCACGCCACCUACGUCCCAGAGCCCUCCAAGCCCCGCCCCGGCGUUCGCGGAAGCCUCAAGAAGUGAUUCCAUAUACCCCUUCUUUCAUGCUUUUCACUUCUUUUUUUCUUUGAUUCCUCAAGUUUAUUUUUUUAGGGUGGUUUGAUGUGGGUAUGUUUUUUAGGGUCAUUCAUCGUAGAGAAGGACUUUUUUGUUAGGAUGAGAUUUUUGUUGUUUAUUGCCCCCCUUUUUUUUAAAGGAUGAAAUGUAUAUUGUUCUCCAUAAUAUCGUGUUGUUCACCUACCACUUACAACCUUGUUGUGUAUAUUAAUUAAUAACUCCGUUGGAUUGUUUUUGUUUCUUUUGUUA
Messenger RNA from Cajanus cajan (pigeon pea), 1013 nucleotides. NCBI's taxonomy places the organism in Eukaryota, Viridiplantae, Streptophyta, Magnoliopsida, Fabales, Fabaceae. The record is from RefSeq and is a predicted model, not a curated record.